Molecule: messenger RNA, 5939 nt
Organism: Acipenser ruthenus (sterlet)
Lineage: Eukaryota; Metazoa; Chordata; Actinopteri; Acipenseriformes; Acipenseridae
Product: interleukin-17 receptor D-like
Exons: 13
Coding region: 67-2208 (713 amino acids)
Molecular function (GO): interleukin-17 receptor activity
Source: RefSeq, a predicted model, not a curated record
ACCAGUGCGCUUCAAAGCGCAUGCCCGCUCCGAGCUCACUGGGCUAGUUUCUAUGGACUGCGCAGGAUGGCAGCGGGACCGCAGCUUCUUACUUUAUUUGUAUCGCUCAACUUUUUUAACUGCUACGGAAUAUCUCCCACGGUCAGUUCAGAGAAGCUGGAAUCCGAAACAUGUAGGCGGCAGGCGAUGACUUCUGGCAACAAGAUCUCAGGACCGGCCGGGGGAGUCACCUUCAGAUAUGAAAACUGCACUCUUAAUAGGAGUGGAAUUGGGAAACACGCCAUUGAUGGAGUGAAGAACGUCCACUUCAGCCAGGGGGCGUGUGAGGAGCAGGUGGCUGUGACUGUCCACUGGACCCCCAGCCCCCUCGGUAUUGAGCACGUCCGGAGCUUCCGGGUGAUCAUCGAGGAGAAGCAGCUGGAAGGGAAGCAAUGUCAGUACCUGAUUUUGAAAGACCCUCGUCAGCUGAACUACACCUUCCGGAGUGCGAAAAUUGAUUCUCAGCCAUUUUUGAAUCUGAAGUUUGAAACCGACUAUAUGGUAAUGAUUGUGCCGUAUCCUUCCUCCAAGAACGAAAGCAACUACCCCCCCUUCUUCUUCAAAACCAAAACUUGUGAAAUGCUGCUGCAGUCUGAUAAUCUCGCCUGCAAACCCUUCUGGAAGCCCAAGAGCCUGAAUAUUUCCCAGCAGGGCCCCAACCUGCAUGUGAGGUUUGACCAGGCUCCCUUUAGGUUUGGCUUCAGUCUGUAUUACCUGCAGUACAGGACGAGCGCCGGAGGCUCCUACAAGCAGAAGGCUUGCAGACCGGCAUACAGCACUGCCUUCACCACCUGUGUUCUCCAAGAUGUCACUCCAGGGUACUACACAAUUGAGCUUGCUGAUAACAACAACACCACAAGAAAGAGCGCUCAUUACAACGUGAAUCAAGUGCACUCCCUCUGGGCCGGGCCAAUCAGGGCAAUGGCUAUCACUGCCCCUCUGGUCAUCAUGUCUGCCUUCGCCACACUCUUCACUGUCAUGUGUCGCAAGAAACAACAAGAGAAUAUCUACUCCCAGCUGGAUGAGGAGAGCUCUGAGUCCUCUGCUCACACCUCCGCUCUGCACGUGGAGAGACCCUGGCCCCGGCCCAAAGUCUUUAUCUGCUACUCCAGCGAGGACGGGCCCAAGCACAGUACCGUCAUCCAGCACUUUGCAUACUUUCUGCAGGACUUAUGUGGGUGUGAGGUGGCCCUGGACCUGUGGGAGCACCUGGAGAUCUGUAAGGAGGGUCAGAUGGAGUGGCUGAGCCGGCAGAUCAGCGAGGCUCACUUCAUCAUUACCGUGUGCUCCAAGGGCAUGAAGUACUGCGUGGAGAAGCGCAGGAGCCGCCGAGGGGCAGGGGCUGGGCGCCAGCUCUUCGUGGUGGCCGUGUCUCUGAUUGCAGAGAAGCUGAGGCAGGCGCGGCAGAGCUCCCAGGACCUGGCCCCCUUCCUGGCGGUCUACUUCGACUACUCCCGCGAGAGCGACAUCCCCGCCGUGCUGGACCUGGCCACCAAGUACAAGCUGAUGGAGCAGCUGCCCCAGCUGUACUCCCGGCUGCACUCCCAGCACCUGAGCCUGCCCGAGCGCGAGCCCCAGCCCUGCGUCAGCAAGAGGAACUACUUCCGCAGCCAGGCCGGCCGCGCGCUCCACCUGGCCAUCUGCAACAUGCACCAGCUCAUAGAGCAGCAGCCCGACUGGUUCGAGAAGCAGCUGAUGCCAGCGCCCCCUCCCGCCUCCUCUCUGCUGCAGGAGCGUUUCGACUCGGGGCUGGGGCUGAACGAGGUGCUGGUCCGGCAGCCCGCAGAGAGCCCCUACCCCCUCGUCCAGAGCCUGGGGGCGCGGGGGGAGCUGGAGUCGACCGGGCCCCAGGACGGAUGCACUGUUCUAAGGCCGCUGCUCCACGCGCCUGAGUCCGGGGGCCCCUUUGAUAUGCCCAGGGACUCUGGGAUCUACGACUCCUCUUCAGUGCCCUCCUCCUCGCUCUCCAUCCCCCUGAUGGAAGGGCUCUCCACUGACCAGGCAGACACCUCCUCCAUCACAGGCAGCGUCUCCUCCUCCUCGGGGCUGGGCGAUGAGGAGCCCCCUGUUCUGAGCUCCACACACUCCUCGGUCUCCACAGUGUUUAAAGCCGAGCUCCACCACAGCCACUUACAAAGUGAAGGACUGCAGCCCGUCGCACCUCUGUAGUGUGGCACCGCCCUGGACUUGCAUUGCCACUUUACUGCCUGACCCACCACCCUCUUGGAGCAGAGAGAAGACAGCCGUCCUGCUUUGCACCCCCUACCAGGAGAGGCACUGCAGAAGCUGUGAACCCAACAGCCACUCGUUCAGUUCACUAGUUGAGCUUCACAAGCAGCUUGAAGAUACAGGAUAGCUCUCAUACAGGCUAGUCUAAGGUCUCAGGAGGUCUAGACUGCGUUGGCGGAGAAAAGGUGUUGAUCACAGACAGACAGGUGCUAGCUAAUACAACUUCAUGAAAACAAUGAAUGCACAGCGCCCCCUGUGGACCACCGUGGAAGUUAACAAUGUGCAUCACGUCGUAUGGCAGCUGGACGUACCUAAUUCAAGUGCGCUCCCUCCCUCCCUCUCUCUCUGUGACUGGUUCCUUUGCUCCCUCAAUGCGUGUCUCUAGUCCCCUUGUCGCUGCUUAACCACCUUGUGUCGUUGAAACUGAAAGGGAUCAUCUUGACCUCAGCAUUUUAUACUGAUCAAGGAUUGAAAAAGUGACGUAUUAAUAUAUACUUAAUGCUAUUCAUUUCAUUUUGAUAUAAAUGGGUUCAUAUAAUAAACUGAUGCCUCCUUUACUGCCACAUGUUGCUUUCAGGCACCGAACUAUUUGUUUUGCUGAUAUACAGUUGAUAUAUAUAUUUUUUUUUCUGUGACAUGCCCUGAGAGUUUGCUUUCUGACUACUCUGAUAAGAUGCAGCUGUGGGGGGAGCCAGAAACAAACACUUUGGGGUAGAUUACAGAAAAUUAAAUGUUUAAAGAAAAAUAGUCUGCUGCCUGAGAAGUGCGUAUUUGUGAAUAGAGAGUAAACCCUUUGACUCCUGGCCCCCCAGUGGCUGCAGUACAGCAGCUGUUCUGGAUCCAGGUACAGCGUGGCUCUGUUGUGACUGCUGCAUCACAGAUAGGGAGUCUACAGCACAAACACAACAGGGCUCAGAACUACCCUGUAUACCGGAAGGGGCUCCACAAUGAAAAGGGUUCAACGCUUUGGCUUAAUGUCAAGUUUACUCCCUAAACAAAUGAAGAAUACUUUAUACCCUCUAGAUUUACAUAAUAUAUCAUUUAUUAUCUGUAUUAGCCAGUGAUACACGUUCUUAAUCAUUAGUGAUUAGUGUUUCUGCACCUAUGGAUAUUGGUCAUGUUUAAUGAAGUCACAUCACCAUGUUUCACCUGUGUGGCACAGAGUAAUGAGGCCAGUUAGUAUAAGAAUGACUUCUAGGGGUGUGCACCGCUAAAUUAUUUUGUUCCAGAAAUGUCCAUAUUUGUCCCAGCGCAACUAAUUAUUGACAGUAUGAAUCAAGGUUCUGAAAUCACACUUCUUGCCUUAUUAGCUCUAAGCAACAUUAUUAUUAAUAUAUAUAAUAAUUAUAAUAAUAAUAAUAAUAUUUACAGAAUUCAGGAUAUAAAUCUGUUUCAAAUACAAGAUCUAGAAUGAACAGUUGCUGCCUUUUCCUGGUCCUGUGUAGGUCAGUUUUACUCCAGUGGUCUCUGCGUACCUGGAAGCAGUUUUUUUUUUGUUUAUUAUAUCUCAAGUUUAAGUAAAAUAAAAGCUGUCCCAAUGACAAAUCAAGUGAUAAGGUAGUUAGCAGUAAUGAGCAGUAGUGCAAACAGGCAGGAGGAAAACUGAUUGUAAACCCUUGAGAAGCAAACUUUAAAACAGGAGGUUCAGUGACAGUGCAGUGUUGCUGCAGGAUCAUGAAUCUCACAGACUGGCAAGCCCACUUUAUGAUCAUCACAGUAUAAGGAUUAGGACAGAGCCGACACCACCACAAAGCAUCUAGCUGUUAUUUUGGCUCGUCGGUGUAGCAGACGUGCUGUAUCAGAAGGAGAGGGGUGGAGGGGUGAAAUGGCAUCUGCUGUAGAUGUGACCCCAAUGUGAAAUGCAGGAUCUAGAUCCUGUUCCAAGGGGAAUGGCUGGGCGCUAAGAGACCAAAGCGGGUGUAUGUUCAUACAGCCUAGCUUUAACAUCGGCAUUAACAGAAUGGGUUCUUUCAGAUUAGCACAAUCCAAUUGUACGUUAUCGGGAUCCUGCUUGAAGUCGUGUUUUUUUUUUAACCUUUAUAUUGGUUUGACUGAUGUUUUAUAACGUGUCAGUCUUUUUAAAAGGCUGUAUGCUGUAUCUAUCCUGGACCAGGGCUAGGGCUGUAUGCUGUGUCUGUCCUGGACCAGUGCUAGGGCUGUAUGCUGUAUCUGUCCUGGAACAGGGCUUGGGCUGUAUACUGUAUCUAUACUGGACCAGGGCUAGGGCUGUAUGCUGUGUCUGUCCUGGACCAGUGCUAGGGCUGUAUGCUGUAUCUGUCCUGGAACAGGGCUUGGGCUGUAUACUGUAUCUAUACUGGACCAGGGCUAGGGCUGUAUGCUGUAUCUAUCCUGGACCAGGGCUUGGGCUGUAUACUGUAUCUAUACUGGACCAGGGCUAGGGCUGUAUGCUGUAUCUAUCCUGGACCAGGGCUAGGGCUGUAUGCUGUAUCUAUCCUGGACCAGGGCUUGGGAUGUAUACUGUAUCUAUCCUGGACCAGGGCUUGGGAGGUAUACUGUAUCUAUCCUGGACCAGGGCUUGGGCUGUAUACUGUAUCUAUCCUGGACCAGGGCUAGGGCUGUAUGCUGUAUAUAUCCUGGACCAGGGCUAGGGCUUUAUGCUGUAUCUAUCCUGGACCAGGGCUAGGGCUGUAUGCUGUAUCUAUCCUGGACCAGGGCUAGGGCUGUAUACUGUAUCUAUCCUGGACCAGGGCUAGGGCUGUAUGCUGUAUAUAUCCUGGACCAGGGCUAGUUCAAAUGUGCUGAAUAGUUGUUGCAUGUUUUUUUUCAUGUGCUUAUUAUUUUUUUUUGUGUGUGUAUGGUUUUAUUAUUUUAUUUAUUCUUUUUAGUACAGCUCUUUCUUAUAAUAGAUGCAUAUUUAUAAUGUAAUUCAUACUGCAAAAUUAACACUGGGGGUGGAGUUGAGAUCAAUUAGAACAAUCUUAUCCAUUACAUAUUGUUUAGAAAACUAAACUAAAGAUUUUAAACUUGAAUCAAGAAUACAAUUAUUCCUGAACACAAGCCUUUAACUCUUGAUUUAUACACUAUUGUGGAGGUAAAGAAGCCAGCAUCGCUCAAGAGCGUGUUUUUAUUAACCUCAAACUCUGUGUUACUUCUCAUUAAAAAUGAUUUCAGUAACAGAGUUAAAGCUUUCUCAACUGGACCCAAUUCAUGGCAGUGCGACAAGAUCCUUCUAUAUCCAUGUAAGAUUGCACUGCAGUGAGGUGGAGGUUUACAGCGAAGGUAGAGGGCAAUGGAUAGCAACUCGCGUUGAUCCACGAAAAUGGGCUGAUUUUAAUCCAAGGCUUCACUUUUCCAUAACUCCCAUUAACAUACAGCAGCAGCAUCAUGGGGUCUGUCCAAUUGAUCUAGACAGUAGCAGGUCUAAAUAUCGCCACAAACAUAAUUGAAACGUGAGAGCCAAGGUUCUGAAAACCGACCCUCUGAUAGUGAGGGGGUGCAUUUCUGUCUGUAUGGAAAUGACCCUCUGAUAGUGAGGGGGUGCAUUUCUGUCUGUAUGGAAAUGACCCUCUGAUAGUGAGGGGGUGCAUUUCUGUCUGUAUGGAAAUGACCCUCUGAUAGUGAGGGGGUGCAUUUCUGUCUGUAUGGAAAUGACCCUCUGAUAGUGAGGGGGUGCAUUUCUGUCUGUAUGGAAAUGACCCUCUGAUAGUCGG